AUGUCUCUCGUUAUAGUGGGCAUUGGAGGCCCGUCGUCUUCUGGAAAGACAACUGUGGCCAGAGCUCUUCACCUGUUGUUGCCCAAAGCAACGCUAAUACACUUGGACGACUUUUAUUACCCAGAUGAUCAGAUCCCAAUGGACUCUUCCAAGAACGUGGAGAACUGGGACUGUCCUGAAGCCAUUGACUGGGAAAAGUUCAAGGCUUACAUUAAGGAACUUCGCCUGAACGAUGGGGCAAGUCUUCCGGUGAAGAGUUUAGAGAUGGACACGCCGUUAAGGUUGAACGAUGGUGAUGUUGCACAGCUUCAGUCUGAGGUGGAUACGUUUCUCCAGCUGAUAGAGGGGAAACGAUUGAUCUUUGUGGAGGGCUUUAUGCUUUUCCACGAUAGAGAAGUGCUGCUGUUGUUUGAUAAGAAGUUGUUCUUUCAUGGUCCUCAUGAUGUUUUGAAGGAGAGAAGGGAGUCUCGUCCAGGUUACCAGACAGUGGAUGGGUUCUGGGAGGAUCCUCCUAAUUACUUUGACAAUAUCGUAUGGCCUGAGUAUAGAAGGACACAUAGCCAUUUAUUUAUUAACGGGGACGUUGAAGGCGAACUUAAUGAUGAGUCUAAGCAGCACGGGAUUGCUGACUACUCCAACGACGGGACCAGCAACCUCGUCCAAUUGACCCAAUGGGCAUUGGAAAAAAUGACAAUCUAG
Messenger RNA from Candidozyma haemuli, 699 nucleotides. RefSeq names its product ribosylnicotinamide kinase. The transcript has a single exon. The coding region runs from base 1 to 699 and encodes 232 amino acids. Gene Ontology annotation, cellular component: cytoplasm. The record is from RefSeq and is a predicted model, not a curated record. NCBI's taxonomy places the organism in Eukaryota, Fungi, Ascomycota, Pichiomycetes, Serinales, Metschnikowiaceae. Gene Ontology annotation, molecular function: kinase activity; ATP binding.